AGUCUGACAGUAAGCGGAUUGAGUCUGUUCAGUCAGCGAAACUGCAGAGAGGACGAAAUACCAUCCAUGUUCUCAAUCAUACACCUCUAUUAAAUUGCAUAACGUUACGCUUUCCUUUUAAGCCACGAUGUUUACCAUAUUUACUAAGAUAAAAGAACGCAUUGAGGCUUUUUUGAACGAGAAGAAUGUAGUCACUGACUGUCUCAAUAAAAUCGAAGAAAAAACAGGCAUCAAGAAACGUUACUUAGCUCUCGGUGCUACAGCUGUGACUGGAGCAUAUUUAUUAUUUGGAUAUGGUGCUUCUCUACUUUGUAAUCUGAUUGGUUUUGUUUAUCCUGCAUAUUUCUCUAUCAAAGCCAUAGAAAGUCCUGAUAAGGAGGAUGACACACAAUGGCUGACGUAUUGGGUAAUCUAUGGCAUCUUCAGUGUGGGUGAAUUCUUCUCUGACAUCUUUCUCUACUGGUUUCCUUUCUACUAUGUAUGUAAGUGCCUGUUCCUGUUAUGGUGCAUGGCUCCGGUCUCCUGGAAUGGUUCUCAAAUUCUGUACAGGCGUGUGGUGCGGCCAUUUUUCCUGAAGCAUGAAGCCACAGUAGACGGGAUGGUCAACGAUAUAAGUGGAAAGGCCAUGGCAGCAGCUGAAAACGUCACAAGAGAGGUCCUCCACACUCUCGCGAGAAACCGGACUGUUGGCCCAGCUGAACCUGAAGCCAAAAGACUACCCAGUUCUGCUCCUCCUGAACCCACUGUUGAUUAAAUGAAAUACAGGUGGCCAGAGUGGUCCGAGGAGACAAAUCACUUGACACAACAUGCAAGAGGAUGCA
This is a messenger RNA of Rhinichthys klamathensis goyatoka, 821 nucleotides long. RefSeq names its product receptor accessory protein 6 (gene reep6). Bases 128 to 754 code for a protein of 208 amino acids. The transcript is spliced from 7 exons. The record is from RefSeq and is a predicted model, not a curated record. NCBI's taxonomy places the organism in Eukaryota, Metazoa, Chordata, Actinopteri, Cypriniformes, Leuciscidae.